GUGAGGGUAUAGCUCCUGGGAAACCCUGGUGUGACGGUCUAUGGGAGUCUCCCAUGUGACGGCAUCCCCUUGUUGGGCCCCAUGGUGGGUGGGGUCACUAGGAGCUGAAUUUUAAAAUCUAAAUAUGGAUUCAUUAAAACCUAAAACAUGUACUGAUGCAUUACCACCAGCCUACCUUAUCGUUCAUGCCAUGGGAGAAACACCCCUAUCUAAACGCUCCCCUUUUUUGAUUCAAAAAUUGUUUGAAUCGACCGUUGGGAAUCUGAAAAAAAUUCAAAAAUUGAGGUCAGGAGAUCUACUUGUAGAAGCAGCCUCCCCUCAACAGUCAGCAAAGCUUCUGAAAAUGAAGUCUCUAGGAGACAUAAUGGUAACCAUCACACCACACACAAAUUUGAACUCAUCACGUGGUGUGAUAUCUGAAAGUGAUCUGAUGUCUGAGGAUGAAUCGGAUAUUCAGAUCGGUCUUUCAGACCAAGGUGUCACUGCUGUUCGACGAAUUUCAAUCCGUCGAGAUGGCAAGUUGAUACCAACGAAACACCUUAUUUUGACUUUCAACAAACCAACAUUGCCAUCUUCUGUUGCGGCAGGAUAUCUCCGUUGCCCAGUUCGCCCAUACAUCCCAAACCCGCUACGUUGCUUUAAAUGUCAGCGGUUUGGACACUCCCAAACAUCAUGCAGAGGAAAAAAAGCAUGUGCACAGUGUGGAAAUGAAGACCAUGAGAGUAAUGAAUGCACAAGUUCUCCAUGCUGUGUGAACUGCAAAGAUGCUCAUCCUGCCUACUCUCGGAAAUGCCCUUCAUGGCAGAGAGAGAAAGAAAUUCAGCGAUUGAAGACUAUUAAUAAUAUAUCCUACCCGGAGGCACGUCGUAUGGUCACCUUAAAUACACCAGUGAAACAAAAGACAUUCGCUGCUGCUCUGAAAUCCACAAAGACAUGUGGAGUUCAGACAGACAUUUCUGUUUCACCCGAUGAAUCUCUGACUCGCCAUGAAAAAUGUCUGCUGAUACCAUCUACCAAAGCAACAGAAAAAGAGAAUAACAAAGCAAAACCACUCAUACCUAAAACAGGGGUAACAACUAGGAAUGUGGGUUCCAAAAAAGCCAGUAAGAACCCACUUAAUAAACAAAGAAUAAAAGCAGCCCUGUCUAAAACUAAAAAAUCAGAGACUCAGUCUAUGAGCGAGUUCUCUGACUUCUCUGAUGAAGAGAAUAAUAAGGGGGUGACACCACCAACAUCACCUCCAAAAGAAAAACCCCCUGUGAAAUUAAAGAGGGACAACCUUGCUAAAAAUGCUGCCUCAAACACAUAAUGGAUUAUAAAAUAAUCCAAUGGAACUGUCGUGGUUUCCGCAACAACUUCUCUGACAUUAAACACUUGACGUCAUCUACCUCAUCUCUCUGUGUGGCACUCCAGGAGACUCAUCUAAAACCUGGAGAAAAUAUUUCUUUAAAAGGAUUCAAUCUUUACCGCAAGGAUGAUGAUAGCCACAACCGUGCCAGUGGAGGUGUGGCUAUUGUAGUUUCAAAUCACAUCCCAUCCUUGCCGGUACAAAUCACCACUAAUUUGCAAGCCGUGGCAGCUAGAAUAUCUAUUGGAGUAACUGUCACAGUUUGUUCUAUAUACUUGCCACCAGAUGUCAGAGUGAAUGAGAAUGAAUUGGAUACUUUGGUUGAACAGCUACCAACACCAUUUCUUUUACUGGGUGACUUCAAUGGUCACAAUCCUAUGUGGGGCAGUCCUGACAUCAAUCGUCGAGGCAGAGCCAUCGAGAGAUUUAUAGGUAAUCACCAACUGUACCUAUUUAAUACUGGAGAAGUGACAUACUUCCAUGCCCCAUCAAGAACGUUCACUGCCAUUGAUCUAUCAUUAGCAACUCCGAAUCUGUUUUCAGCAUUUACAUGGGAGGUUGGAUCUAAUCCACUCUCUAGUGACCACUUCCCAAUAUUUUUAAAAUAUCAAGGCAGAGAAAGCUGUGAAACAGCCCGUCCACCACGCUGGAAACUGGAAACGGCAGAUUGGCCUACAUUUUCCUCCAUGGCUAACAUCACUGAGGAAAUGGUCAAUACUGCUGAUAUCAAUGAUGCAGUUGAAAUUGUCACUUUGUGUAUUAUUCAGGCAGCUGAGAAAACAAUGGGAAAGACAUCAACAAGAUACCCAAAGCAUCCAAAACCAUGGUGGAACCAGAAUUGCGAGGCAGCAUUUAAAGCACAAAAGAAAGCUUAGGGGAUUUUCAGAAGAUACCCUAGUGCUGAAAAUUUGGUUGCUUUUAAAAAAGCAAAGGCAAAUGCCAGAAGAAUAAGAAGGCAAAGCCAAAGGGAUUCUUGGAGGAAGUAUGUUUCUAGCAUAACAUCUUCCACUAGCUCAAAAGCAGUCUGGGAUAAAAUCAAUAGGAAAUACGCUUCUCACUCUCUGUCCAUGCUGGAAAAGAAUGGCACAAUAAUCCGCGAUAUACAGGGUAUUGCUGAUACGUUGGGUGAAACGUUUUCUACUUCAUCCAGCAAUAUUAUGUAUUCAAGAAAUUUUCAGGCUUAUAAAGCCCAAAGUGAAAAACAAUAUUUAAACUUUCAUUCCUCAUAUAAUGACGAAUAUAAUGUGCCAUUCACCAGCAUAGAACUACAUACAGCGAUCUCUCGCUCGGGGAAUAGUGCUGUAGGCUUGGAUAAAAUCCACUACAGCAUGAUUAAAAAUUUGUCAAACAAUUCCCUUUCUAAUCUUCUGUGUCUGUUUAACAGAAUAUGGACAGAACAUACUUUUCCUGACUCUUGGAGGCUAUCUAUAGUUAUUCCCAUUCCCAAGCCUGGUAAAGACCACAAGAAUCCCUCUAAUUACAGACCAAUCUCUCUGACAAGUUGUCUGUGUAAACUCUUUGAGAGAAUGGUAAACAGACGCCUGAUGUUCCUCCUAGAGGUAAAGAACUAUUUUUCACCACAUCAGAGUGGAUUCCGUAGGAACAGAAGUACCACUGAUAACUUAGUAAACCUUGAAACAUCUAUACGCGAAGCGUUUGUUAGACGACAGCACUUAGUGUCUGUAUUUUUCGAUAUAGAGAAGGCCUAUGAUCGCUGUUGGCGAUACGGGAUACUCCGUGAUCUGUACGAAUUCGGAUUGCGGGGUAAUUUGCCGAUUUUUAUAAAAAACUUCCUACAGAAUCGAAGAUUUCAUGUCAGGAUGGGCAACACUUUAUCUAGGC
This is a messenger RNA of Centruroides sculpturatus (bark scorpion), 3190 nucleotides long. RefSeq lists its product as uncharacterized. NCBI's taxonomy places the organism in Eukaryota, Metazoa, Arthropoda, Arachnida, Scorpiones, Buthidae. Bases 125 to 1309 code for a protein of 394 amino acids. The record is from RefSeq and is a predicted model, not a curated record. The transcript has a single exon. Gene Ontology annotation, molecular function: zinc ion binding; nucleic acid binding.